Molecule: messenger RNA, 2819 nt
Organism: Cylas formicarius (sweet potato weevil)
Lineage: Eukaryota; Metazoa; Arthropoda; Insecta; Coleoptera; Brentidae
Exons: 1
Coding region: 1069-2004 (311 amino acids)
Cellular component (GO): membrane
Molecular function (GO): ligand-gated monoatomic ion channel activity
Source: RefSeq, a predicted model, not a curated record
CCGAAACGUUACGAGUUCGAUUCAUCAAUAGCCAGCACAGUAGGAAUCCAGAAUAUUUGUACAGCAGCCAGUCACAGUUUCUUUGAAAAAUUAUAAAUUUUGAAGUAGCCUUUACAGCGGAUGCGAAAAAUAACUUAAUUUUCGUACCCGGCUCGAUCGGCUUAAAAGCAGACUUGGGUGUUUUGUUUAAGGAAUCGAGGAAAAAGUUUGAACCUAGAAAUUACUUCCAGCGAUUUUAUUACUUAGGAAAAUAUUUACAAAACAACUAACGGGUAGGCCUCUCUAAGCAGCUGUGAUUUUAAACUAUUACCACAUCAAAAAUAGUGAUAGGGAAUUUUUGCAUUAAUGUUGUGACUACUUACCUGUUUUGUCGUUAUUUUACUCUUACACUUAAAAGAACAUAUUUCUCAGCACAGCUGAUCCAAAUCGGCAGCGCCGUGCGCAACACAGAAUGCACAUGUAACUGAUGGCCUGACAACGAGGCGUUAAACACCUGUGACUUAUUCUAUUGGUUGAUGACAAAUAAAUUAACUUAAUAAUUGAAAAAUGAUUUAAACAAUUUAAAAUAGAUGUGUCAUAAUUUUAUUGUUUAAUGUUACUAGAAUAAGCAUUGAACUUUGAUUUCCGCAGACUUAGGAGUAUUUUCUGAGAAACAAGUAAAAACUUAUUUUAUGAUCUAAGAGACUUCUUUUAUUGUGGUAUAAAGAAUGUUCUGUAUGUUCUGCUACUCUCCAACACGACUCUCGUACAAAACAUUUUUAGGAAAAAAAAUAGCUUCAGCUAUUUUUCAAAUAAACUCUAUUCUUACGCCUUAAUGGUUAAUAAACAAAUAUAUUUCGAACUUUGAAAUGGAACAUUGGAUAAUAAUUUAGCCCUACCAUUACCCUCAAACCUACUGUGAUAGCAGCUGACAGUUUCUAUGAAAAUCAUCUAAUUCGGUUGGCAUAAGGGCCCUUCGAGUUGCUGCGAAACGCUACGAACCACGCCCACAUCAUCGUGGGUAGUUACGCUCAGACUUACGAGAGGUCUUUGUACUUUGACGCGAGUCUACCCUACGCCUUCGAGUCCAUGGUGUGGUGCGCACCGCACGACCCGAUACCCACCCUCCAAUGGCUCGCCUUGCUCGCGGUGAUACAACCAGACGUCUGGAUUUUAUUGGUCGUUUCCAUCUUGCUCUCCACGUGCGUCAUUUACGCGAUAGCCAAGCGAUCACCGAUCGAACGGAAUUCGUACAAAGACCCGGGGCUGAUAUUCCAAAACAUUUUGAUAAUGUCGGUCAAUUUUUCUGUGAACCUGUUACCGAAGACGGUCAGGGUGAGGUUGGUUAUCGCGAUGAUAUUAUUCCUAGCGUUCAGUUACAACAGCGCGUACCAAACCGAUCUGGUGAGUAUCUUGGCGCAGGAUAACAAAUUCGAGGAGAAAUACGUGUCCGUCAACGACAUCUAUAGGUACAACUUGACGACGUAUUUUACGGCAAACACUGAGCGCUUCUUCCAAGACGACACCCUUGCGAGCCGUACGAUUUUGUCGAAAUACGUAAGUUGCGAGGUGAAAAAUUACGAGCUCUGUGUGAAACAGGUGAUGGUGGAGAAGAAGGCGGCGGUUUGUUUCCCGAAAACCUUUCUGGAGUACAUGAUCAAAAUCUAUACGACGAACGCCAACCCCAAAGUUUUGCAGUGUUUCAUGUCGGAGCCCGUGGUGACCUUUCCUUUAAACUUUGUAAUGUUCAAGGGCAUUUGGAUUUACGAAAGGGUUAAUCUUCUCUUGAAUAGGAUCCUAGCGUCAGGACUGAUAGAGAAGUGGGGACGCAUCCCGAAAUAUCUGCAUAGGAAAGAUCACAGCCUGGACGAUUUCGGUUUGGAUGAUCCGGACGCAGACGGUACGAAAACUCUAAGUUUUCACAAUCUGAAAUUUGUUUUCGUGUUUAUGGUGUUUGGGCAUAUUGUUGCCUCGUUUGUGUUCGUAGUCGAAAUUACGUACGAUAGGUACAAGAAUAAAAAAUAAUUUGCAAAUAUUUUUAUCGAGAAAACUUCGGUCGUGUACCUAUUGUUGCUAAAGGGUAAUUGUUUAGAAUUGUUUUAUGGCUAUAGCUAGAAUUUGCAAGAAAAACAUUACAUGAUCCAAUGACGAUUAUUUCCUGGAAUCAAAUUUGAAAGUACGAUUGAAGUUUUGGAUCGAAUAAGAAUAAUCACAAGUCACUACGGGUGAUUAGAUCAUUAAUUAAUUAAAAUCAUUGCCACAAAACGCUGAAUAUAAUUUAAAUAUCAAAUGUAUGUGUGUGUCCAGCAUUAAUUUGAGUCCGAUGGUUUGAUGUCAAUAGCGAACUGUUAACGAGACCAAGACGGAAUGUCAGUGUAUAUCCUGAAAGGUUGUGUGACAUAUAGAUAAAAGGUAUCCUCUGAAGACAAAAACUCGCAUUGGUUAUUUAGAAAAAUAGAAAUAACCUGUGGGAAAUAAGAAAGAUUUUAUAAUUAUUCUGAUGGAUAUUCUGGAUUCUGAGAUUGGUUCCAACGUUGCUCCAACAGGAAACUGCAACAAUCUAGUCUUUUAUAAAUUCAUGAUGGCAUUUAGUGUAAUAAAUUCAAUACAUUGUGCAUGACCCAAAAUCUUCAACCAGGUACCGAGUCACGCCGAGAUAUCCCUUUAAUUGUAACUGCCAUUUAUUUUUAAUUUUCCUCCCAGAUUAUAGGGUUAAUCAGGAAGCCUAAAAUAUGGAAAAACAUUUUGUUGCAUAUGACCACCCCAAGGCGAUCCACUACUAAAGGAGCGCUAUUGAAAGAAGAGUUUGAAAAUAAUAACAUUUUGGUCUUAUUUACAGG